Suillus subaureus is the source of this 2011-nucleotide messenger RNA. Its product is annotated as phosphoglycerate mutase-like protein. NCBI's taxonomy places the organism in Eukaryota, Fungi, Basidiomycota, Agaricomycetes, Boletales, Suillaceae. Gene Ontology annotation, molecular function: acid phosphatase activity. The transcript is spliced from 10 exons. The record is from RefSeq and is a predicted model, not a curated record. The coding region runs from base 216 to 1544 and encodes 442 amino acids.
CAACCGUCGUUGAUUCUUAUCCUCCCCCCGGUGCCACCAACACUGCUGUUGACACUUACUUCCCGGAUGCACCUCAAGUCGGUUAUGCAGGUCCAACGCCUACUGGUGCUGAACCUGCGGCAAUUGUCACUGCCAUCCCGUUCUCCAAGGUCGAAAACGUAUUUCCCUUGUCGAGGCCCAAUUCGGCAGACAGCGCAGACAUCACCUUCAAUGUGAUGCGUCACUGGGGCAACUUGGGGCCCAUGUACUCUGUGGAAUCGUUCGGUCUCCCUGGUGCAUCCCCUGUCAUCCCAGAAGGGUGCGGCAUCAACGCAGUACAUCUCUUGAUGCGCCAUGGCGCCCGUUAUCCAACCUCUGGUUCCGGAGUUUCUGACUUCGCCUCUGAUAUUCAUGCUGCUGCAUCGGACGAAGGCUUCAGUGUCACUGGUGAUUUGGAGUUCUUGGCAACCUGGACAUAUAAGUUGGGUGCGGAGAUCUUGACGCCUUUCGGACGCGACUCGCUCUUCAGCAACGGGGUUGCUUUCCGUUACAGAUAUGGCGAGUUGCUCAAUGCCUUUACGGAUCUCCCAGUAUUCCGUACUACUUCUGAAGAUCGCAUGGUGGAUUCUGCCCUGAACUUUGCUGCAGGCUUUUUUGGGCUCAGAACUUACGAGACUGACUAUCACCAAGAGAUCAUCAUUGAGGAGAACAACUUCAACAACACCCUAGCUCCUUAUGAUGUGUGCCCCAACUCCAAUACGGCGGAUAUCGGUAACUUCGGUGGCACUCAGGGUAAUAAAUGGGCGGAUAUCUAUCUCAAAGAUGCUCGGAAGCGCUUGCAACCAAUGAUCAAAGGAUUUAAUUUGACUAUCUCACGAUUGGUUGAUAUGCAGGAAAUGUGCGCGUAUGAGACCGUGGCCCUCGGUUACUCCAAGUUUUGCGAUCUCUUCACUGAGAAAGAAUGGGAAGGAUACGAGUAUUACGUCGAUCUUAAUUUCUGGUACAGCGAUGGGCCAGGCAAUCCAGCAGCAGCAGCGCAGGGCCUUGGCUAUGUUCAAGAACUAGUGUCACGUCUCACUCACACUCCCAUCAAUGUCUGGAACAGCAGCACCAACAGCACUCUUGACUCGAGCAACAUCACAUUCCCUCUUAAUCAACCUAUAUAUGUGGACGCUAGCCACGACACAGUCAUUUCCAGUAUCGUCACUGCCCUGAACUUCACUAGUCUAGCUGCAACUGGCCCUCUGCCAACCGACCAUAUACCCCAUCAUCGUUCUUAUAUUGUCAGCCAGAUCGCACCUUUUUCCAGUCAGCUUGUAGCACAGGUGCUCAGUUGCCCAGCCUCAGAGGAGCCAACCCAUAUCCGGUUCCUUCUGAAUGAUGGUGUGGUGCCGCUGACGGGCAUCCAUGGUUGCACGGAAGAUUCGAACGGUCUCUGCGCACUACCGAGCUUCAUCAGCGGGAUGCAUGAACGAAUUGGGGAGAUCGACUAUGCGCAUGAUUGCUUCGCCAAUUAUACCAUGCCUAAUCCCGACAACAUAAUUGAUGGAAGAUACCCUAGUUAAAAGGGUGAUUGGUUAUGCCACAGAACGUUAAUUAUGUCACGCGAUACCCAUGUGCAUGUCACCUCACGUGCUUAUUUCACAGCUGCCAUUUCAUGAUCAUCGAUCAACGAUCAGUGUAUCAACGUUCAACCGCGCACCAGGUAUAUACUCUUCAGCUUCAACCCUGUUAAUUUCCAAAACGUCACUGUUUUUUUAAUAACUUUCUUCGUUUAGAACUAUGUGGGCCCUUGCUGUUCGCUUUGCCGACCCUUAACAUUCUCACCAUAUAUUUUCCUUGAACAAUAAUUUUAUUAUUUGAAGGCUCUUGAAGGUUACCGCGGCGGAUUUCAACAGGAAACUUUGUUACUAUGAUCGAUCGACAGCACUCACGACAGCUCAUCAACCAUAGUUUGUCUCAUUUGGUUCCAAAUCAGGGAAUUUAAUUGCCAGAUCGGUGCAGCCCCUGAUGAGUAAAAACACACAAGUAA